AUGAUAAGUGCAGUAGGCCCGAAAGCGGACAAUCCAACCCUCGUCCUCUUACAAAAAUGCAAAACUUUAAACACGUUGAAACAGGUACACGCCCAGAUGAUCACGACUGGCCUCAUCCUCCACACGUACCCCAUAAGCCGUCUUCUCCACUUAUCUUCCACGCUAGCUACUUUAUCCUACACGUUCGCCAUUUUCAACAACGUCAAAAACCCGACCAUCUUUCUCUACAACACCCUCAUCUCAUCAUUUGCUCAAAAUGGUAACACAAAAGCUGCCCUCUCACUUUACCAACAAAUUCUCUCUCAUCCCAACAACACCAAACCAAAUGACUACACUUACCCUUCUCUUUUCAAGGCCUUUGGGGCCCACAAGUGGCUCAGGCCCGGCCAAGCCCUUCAUGCGCAUGUCCUUAAAUUCCUCCCCACUCCUAACGACAACUUUGUAUGGGCUUCGCUUCUUAAUUUUUAUUCAAGAUGUGGGAGAGUGGCUAUGGCUCGUUAUUUUUUCGACCGCAUGAGUGAACCCGAUUUAGCCACGUGGAACUCCAUGCUGUCUUCUUAUGCCCGUAAAACCAAUAAUUCUUGUAAUUUAGAUGGAGACUUGAGUUUUUCACUGGAGGUGUUGAGUUUGUUCGGCCGCAUGCAGAGGUUUUCUUCGGUGAGGCCGAAUGAGCUCACACUUGUCGCCUUAAUUACCGCUUGUGCUGAAAUAGGCGCCGUAAAUCAAGGCCUUUGGGCCCACGGUUAUAUAAUUCGUAACGGGCUCGGUCUCAAUCGUUAUAUAGGGACGGCUUUAAUCUCUUUUUAUGUGAAUUCCGGAUGUCUAGAAUUCGCGCGCCAGGUGUUCGACGAAUUGCCCCAAAGAGACGGAUUCUGUUUCAAUGCCAUGAUUAGAGGGCUCGCGAUCCACGGGCACGCGCGCGAGGCUCUCGAUCUAUUCGAGGCCAUGCAGAAAGACGGUUUUGCCCCCGACGACUUCACGAUAUUAGCCGUGAUGAGCGCGUGCUCGCACGCGGGCUUGGUGGACGAGGGUCGCUGCUUUUUCGAGUCGAUGGCGGGCUUUUACGGGCUCGAGCCCAAAAUCGAGCACUACUGCUGCCUGGUGGAUCUUCUGGGCCGGGCCGGGCUUGUUGAAGAAGCUGAGGAGAGGGUUCGGGCCGUACCAUUGAAGCCCAAAACUGUACUGUGGAGGUCUUUGCUUGGGACUGCAAGGGUUCAUGGGAAUUUGAAAAUAGCUGAGCUUGCCCUUGGGAAGUUAGUUGAGCUAGAGCCUGAGACGAGUGGCAAGUACGUACUUUUGUCGAAUAUGUACGCGUGUCUCGACAAAUGGGAUGAUGUGAAGAGAAUACGAGAGUUGAUGAAAGAUGGUGGGGUGAAUAAGACGCCUGGAAGUAGUUUAGAGUUAGGGGUGUAA
Molecule: messenger RNA, 1413 nt
Organism: Striga asiatica
Lineage: Eukaryota; Viridiplantae; Streptophyta; Magnoliopsida; Lamiales; Orobanchaceae
Source: the annotation of a GenBank genome assembly